AUGGCGACCAAGGUACAAGGGAAAGAUGGCAAGGCGCCACCAGGAGCGGCUGUCAACCUCAUAGCAGGAGACACGAUCAAGGUCCGAAUGCAGCUCUCGCGCCGCGGCCGGACACCAGGGUCCCCCAAGCGGGGCUUCCUGCUCACGGGCGCCCACAUCGUCAAGCGCGAGACGCCCCUCGGCUUGUACAAGGGCCUCGGCGCCGUCAUGACCGGCAUCAUCCCCAAGAUGGCCAUCCGGUUCACCUCGUUCGAGGCCUACAAGCAGAUGCUGGCCGACAAGGAGACGGGCGCCGUGACGGGGCGCGCCACCUUCCUGGCCGGCCUGGCCGCCGGCGUCACCGAGGCCGUCGCCGUCGUCACCCCCAUGGAGGUCAUCAAGAUCCGCCUGCAGGCCCAGCACCACAGCCUGGCGGACCCCCUUGACAUACCAAAGUACCGCAACGCCGCCCACGCGCUGUACACCGUGCUUAAGGAGGAGGGCGUCGGCGCCCUCUACCGCGGCGUCAGCCUGACUGCCCUGCGCCAGGGCUCCAACCAGGCCGUCAACUUCACCGCCUACACAUACUUCAAGGAGGCCCUCAUGGCGUACCAGCCGCAGCGCGAGGGCAACGGCCUGCCUGGCUACCAGACAACCCUCAUCGGGCUUGUCAGCGGCGCCAUGGGCCCCCUGAGUAACGCGCCGAUCGAUACCAUCAAGACGCGCCUGCAGAAGACCCCGGCCGAGGAGGGCGUCAGCGCCAUGAAGAGGAUAACAGCCAUUGCCGGGGAUAUGUUCAGGCAAGAAGGUGUCCAUGCUUUCUACAAGGGUAUAACGCCGCGGAUAAUGCGCGUUGCGCCGGGCCAGGCUGUCACCUUCACAGUGUACGAGUACCUCAAGGACAAGAUCGAGCGUAGCCAGUGGACGUCUGUCGGAGGCAAGUACGAGGAGUAG
This is a messenger RNA of Diaporthe batatas, 933 nucleotides long. RefSeq lists its product as uncharacterized. Bases 1 to 933 code for a protein of 310 amino acids. The transcript is spliced from 3 exons. Gene Ontology annotation, biological process: fumarate transport; succinate transport. Lineage: Eukaryota; Fungi; Ascomycota; Sordariomycetes; Diaporthales; Diaporthaceae. The record is from RefSeq and is a predicted model, not a curated record.